AUGGCGGAGUCGUGGCGGCAGCGGCGGCGGAGGCGGAAGUGUGCUCCCCGCAGUUUCCUGGGAAGUGGAAAGCUCUCUGGCGGAGGCGGCGGCGGAUUCGGAGGCAGCGGCAGCGGGGUGGGAGGAUUUGGAGGAUUCGGAGGCAGCGGUAGCGGGGCUGGAGGAUUCGGAGGCAGCGGAUUUGGCAGCGGCAGUGGAGGCGGGUGGAGGCAUUCGGAGCGAGGCAGCGGUAGCGGGCUGGAGGAUUCGGAGGCAGCGGCGGCUUUCGGAGGCAGCGGAUUUCAGCGGCGGCGGAGGGCAGCAGCCGUGGAAGCGGUGGCGGCUACGGAAAAUGAAGUGACGUGCUCGGGCGUAAGCCAUCCUGACUGA
This is a messenger RNA of Penaeus vannamei (Pacific white shrimp), 369 nucleotides long. Lineage: Eukaryota; Metazoa; Arthropoda; Malacostraca; Decapoda; Penaeidae. The record is from RefSeq and is a predicted model, not a curated record.